This is a messenger RNA of Labeo rohita (rohu), 967 nucleotides long. RefSeq names its product zinc finger, CCHC domain containing 17 (gene zcchc17). NCBI's taxonomy places the organism in Eukaryota, Metazoa, Chordata, Actinopteri, Cypriniformes, Cyprinidae. Gene Ontology annotation, biological process: RNA stabilization. The record is from RefSeq and is a predicted model, not a curated record. The transcript is spliced from 9 exons. Bases 116 to 823 code for a protein of 235 amino acids. Gene Ontology annotation, molecular function: RNA binding; zinc ion binding.
CACGUUUCAUCCAAACAAGGGGAGUGUAUUGCUCGAAAUGUAUUUACGGUUUGCGUUGGGAUGUUUUGUAGCGAAUUAAACAUAAGCAGUCGUAGACCUGAUCCCAUCUGGUGUGAUGGCGGAGGAGCGGAUGAGAGAGCCAGCUGGUCUUGAUGGACUGCCACCAAUGUACAGCAUUCUGAAGGGAGAGGUCGUUUCUGUUACAACAUACGGUGCUUUUGUUAAGAUUCCAGGAUAUAGAAAACAAGGCCUUGUUCAUAAGAGUGAGAUGUCGUCCUGUCGGGUGGAUAACCCAGCUGAAAUUGUAGAUGUUGGGGAACAAGUGUGGAUAAAAGUCAUCGGCAGAGAGAUGAAAGAUGAUAAAGUAAAACUGUCCUUCUCUAUGAAGUCUGUCAAUCAAGGCACUGGGCGGGACCUAGACCCCAACAAUGUUAUGGCAGAGCAAGACGAACGACGCCGGAGACAGUUUAGAGAUCAUACUGAUCAGAGGAUCACGUUGGAGGCUGUGUUCAACACCACAUGCAAAAAGUGUGGCUGCAGAGGUCACUUUGCAAAGGACUGCUUCUCCCAGCCUGGACUGCAGUACAGUUUAGUGCCAGAAGAAGAGGAGGAGCAGCCGCCACCGACCAGUCAGCAAACCCAGUCAGAGCCCCAGAAACGUAAAAAGGAAAAGAAGGCAAAGAAAGAAAAGAAGAAGAAGAAAGAGAAAAGACACAGCUCUUCAUCUGAAAGCAGCGACGAAGAUGCCAAACGGCCACGGCAUUCACACUCACAUUCAGAAAAGAAGAAAAAACACAAGAAGCACAAACACAAGACAAAGUGAUCAUUUUGGUUUGCGAAACAGUUGAUAUGCAUGUACAUGCUUGUUUAAGAACAGGUUUUUUUGCAUGUGUAUCAAGAUCAAAUGUGUCAGAUCGAUUUUGGAAUGUCUGUUUUUGUUAUUAUUAAAAGUUUGACCCUUAAAAGU